Molecule: messenger RNA, 2427 nt
Organism: Manihot esculenta (cassava)
Lineage: Eukaryota; Viridiplantae; Streptophyta; Magnoliopsida; Malpighiales; Euphorbiaceae
Product: O-fucosyltransferase 7
Exons: 12
Coding region: 273-1919 (548 amino acids)
Cellular component (GO): cytoplasm
Source: RefSeq, a predicted model, not a curated record
AUAUAUAUCUUUGCUUCUUCUUAGUCUUCAUUCUCCGACUCCUUGUUUUGCUAACUAAACCGAAACCCAAGCUGAAGUGGCAAGGCCCGCUGAAAUCCGAAAACAAGAAAACAAAUUUCCCAACCAGUUUUCCCUCUCUUUCUCGCCGGAGCACUGAACGAGAAGGAGAGAUACAUUUCUUUGCAGCGAUCUGGCUUUUUUCUUUGAUGGCUACCUGCCAUUUUGCAGUGUUCUUAUAGUAUCUCGUUUUUAGAUUAGGCGGAAAGUGGAAGAUGCAGAAGUGCAGAUGGAGGGCGGUGGUGGUUUUGCGAAAGUUUCUAACUUUCGCGAUAUGCGCAAUUACGAUGAUGGCUUUGCUCUCUGUACACGUGCAGGUAUUCCCUUCCUCCAGAGCUCCUGACUUACCUGAUCCUUACAAGCUUCCCACUACUACCACUCAGCAGCUUGAUGUCAAUAAAUACUCAAUAUUGAGCACUGAACAAGAACAAAGCUGGAGAAGAGAUCGAACUCACAGCCAUUUGUCCAAACCACCUCUUUCUUCCCGCAAGUUGGAUGGUGCGAGGAGGAAUUCGGAUUCCAAGCUAUGGAAGCCUCCAUCAAAUCGUGAUUAUUUGCCAUGUGUGGAGCCUGGUCCUAACUAUACAUCUCCUGGGGAGUCAGAAGGUUACCUUCUAGUUCAUACAAAUGGUGGGCUCAACCAGAUGCGUGCUGGGAUUUGUGAUAUGGUAGCUGUUGCCCGAAUAAUAAAUGCCACUCUUGUUGUUCCAGAACUGGAUAAAAGGUCGUUUUGGCAAGACACUAGCAACUUUUCAGAUGUGUUUGAUGAAGAUCAUUUUAUCAAUGCACUAGCGAGUGAUGUAAAAAUCAUAAAAAGGCUGCCUAAGGAAAUGGCCAAUGCUUCCAAAAUAAUCAAGCAUUUUAGAAGCUGGUCUGGUAUGGACUACUACCAAGGAGAGAUAGCAAGCAUGUGGAAAACUUAUCGGGUCAUUCGAGCGGCCAAGUCUGACUCUCGUUUGGCAAACAAUAAUCUCCCUCCAAAUAUUCAGAAGCUGCGAUGUCGUGCUUGUUAUGAAGCCCUUCGUUUUGCACCUCGAAUUGAAGAGAUGGGAAAAAUGUUGGUGGAGCGGAUGAGGUCAUAUGGUCCAUACAUUGCUUUACAUUUAAGAUAUGAAAAGGACAUGCUUGCUUUUAGUGGAUGUACAUAUGGUUUAUCUAGUGCCGAAGCUGAUGAAUUGAAGAAAAUCAGAGAAGAAACUGCAUAUUGGAAAGUAAAGGAGAUUGACUCUAGGGAGCAGAGAUCCAAAGGUUACUGUCCUCUCAUUCCAAAGGAGGUUGCUAUGUUUCUCACCGCACUUGGAUACCCCUCAAACACCCCCAUAUACAUUGCUGCAGGAGAGAUAUAUGGAGGUGAUUCUCGCAUGGCCGACUUGCAAUCCCGCUAUCCCAUUUUAAAGAGCAAGUUAUCAUCUUUGAUUACUUUGCAGGAAAAAUUGGCAUCUGUUGAGGAGCUUGAACCAUUCAUUAAUCAUGCAUCUCAAAUGGCUGCGCUUGACUAUAUUGUGUCCAUUGAAAGUGAUGUGUUUAUUCCAUCAUAUUCUGGAAACAUGGCAAGGGCAGUUGAAGGUCACCGUCGCUUUUUGGGGCAUAGAAAAACAAUUUCUCCUGAUAGGAAACAGCUUGUUCAUUUGUUUGACAAAAUUGAUCGGGGAAAACUGAAAGAAGGUGAAAGUUUAUCAACAAAAAUAAUUGAAAUCCACAAAAGACGGCAAGGAUCCCCAAGGAGGAGAAAAGGUCCCAUAUCAGGAACAAAGGGCAUGGAGAGGUUUCGUUCUGAAGAAGCCUUUUAUGUAAAUCCGUUGCCAGAUUGUUUGUGUCAGAGGCAUUCACCAAAUUCAAACAUCUCUCUCAUGAUCAAGUAAUUUGGGUGUGGAAGAAUAACUCCCUUGGGAUAAAAAAAUCCCCGUGAUGGCUGGAUACUAACAAUUUGACAAGUCGGUAUCUGUGGAAGGUUUUACAAACUGGUUGUGCCUUUAGGAGUUGGGAAUACGGAAUUUGUACAUCUUGAGUUUAGAUAGAGGGAUAAAAUAUUGGAGAUAUAGAUGAAAGAUUAUUUGCAGAAUGCAGUUGGCUGCGAGGAAGAACGGGCCAAGGGGAUUGGGGGGGGGGGGGGGGGUGAGGGAGGGUGGAAUACCUGAAACCAGGACUUGCAUCUGUCAAGGAAUGUAGCAAGUGCUCGGACAUAAUGGCAAAAAAUCCAUAUUCUGUGUAAGGGAUUCAUUGCGGAUGCGAUGCUUGUGCCAAUCUCGGAAAAUGAUGUUUCUUCUCUUCCCCCUCUUUUUAUUUAUUUGUUUUGAUGUAUCUAUCUAUUCAUGGCUUUCAAUUCAAUAAAAUGAAAUAUUUACUUAAAAAAAUAUAUAUUAGGAAAUC